AUGCCGACAGAGGAAACCUGCAACCCCCGGAAAAGGCAGCGACAGGAAAAUAAUGAAAGACCCUCGUACCCGCGGAAGCGGGCAGUACAAGCAUGUCACACCUGUCGACAGAAACGAAUUAAGUGCGACAAUGAAAAGCCCGUGUGUGGCUCUUGUGUGGGAUUGGCGAUGCCGUGCAUUUACCGAGAAAAUGACAAAUCCACGUUUGACCCGGCCAGCAUUCUCAUCUUGCAACGCUUAGACACUCUGGAAGAAUUGGUCCGUAGAUCCACGUUGAGUCCCGGCUCUCUACCAGCAACACCAGACCCAUCUUUAGCGCAGGGGACACUACAAAAUCAGCUAUCGCCGCCCGCAGAAGGGAGACUGCAAGCUCUGGAGAGGACGGAAUCAUCAACAUUGUAUCAUAUCAAUGUCGAGAGUAUUUUGAGUUGGCCAGUCUUUCAAACUUGCAAUAUUGCACAAAAACACGAUCUAAGGGCUUUACUUCAACAACCAAACGAAAUUCCAGAACAGCAUUAUUUGCCUGUCUCUUUGGAGUUCGAAAAUGGCGGAGCCAGACAGCUAUUGCAACGGUUCAUCAGACAUGUUCAUAUUUACAACCCCGUCUUGGAAAUUGGCAAAGUGCAGGAGUAUAUGAGAGAUACUCUUUUCGAUGGUCUGGUAAAUCUGAAGGCAUUUGUCAUAGGCUCUGCUCACUCCCAUCAGCUCUUGAUAUAUGCACUAGGAACCAUCUCCGGUCCUCCUGACAGCCAGUCCUCAUCCCCAUCUUCAUCUUUGGACAUCCGUCAAUCAGAGGAAUUCAAGAAAGCAGAAGCAUACUUUCUUGCAGCCAGAAAGCGGAUGGGUGUAUUACUUGGCGGGAGUGGUAUAAUCGAAGCACAGUGCUUUUUUCUUGCAGGUGUGUAUUUGAUGGCAACACUUCGACCAUUUCAGGCUUGGUCGAUGUUUGUCCAGGCUCUAGUCUGCUGUGAAGGGUUCAACAGUCCCAUACCUCCGAGUGAUGCCAAUCAUGAUGAGAAACAUACUCUACGAGAAAGUAUAUAUUGGACAUGUUUCAAGUCAGAAUUAGAACUUCGAUUGGAACUGGGUGUUGGAAAGACCAGCUGCCUGGAUCUGACAUAUCCCGCCCUCUUCCCUUCUCCACCCAAAGAUCUUGAAAUCCAGGGGGAGACCGUCUGGUAUUUCUAUCUGGCUGAGAUAGCUCUACGCCGGUUGGGUAACCGAGUUUUGAACUAUGUCUAUAACUGUAAGCCGUUUGGAAAAUCGGCUGAAUUAGAGACAACUAGGGAGUUCGAAGGACAAACACACGGGUUACUGAACUCGCUCCCAGGACUGCUAAAGCCUGAUACACCGAGCGAAGAAGCGCAAGCUAAAGACGAAGAACACUCCGCUUUGCGUUUUAUCUUGAAGGGUCAUGCAAUCGACUGCUUCGAGAUGGUUUACUGGCCAUUUAUCUUCGAUGCCAUUCACGAAGGUUUGCCUUGCGAUCCAGAGCUGGUAGAAUUUACACGAAAGGGGUUACAUAUCUGUGCGUCUCGAAUUGGAAAUAACAAGGCUGGGUUCUACUAUCGCCACCAUGGAACGUGGCUGAUGUUGCGGUCCUGUACACGUAGUGCCUUGGUUUUGUGUGGUGCAGCUCGUCGGGGCCUCGUUACUUUACUUCCUCCCCGUUGGAAGAAUGGUGUUGAACAGGUGAUGCAAAUGCUGAGAUAUUGGAGUCUUGAGGCGAAUGACAUCGCUAGUCAGUUAGAGAUACUCGAGGAUAUGAUCAAAGACAUUCCAGAAGACUGUUAG
Messenger RNA from Penicillium concentricum, 1794 nucleotides. RefSeq lists its product as uncharacterized. The record is from RefSeq and is a predicted model, not a curated record. The coding region runs from base 1 to 1794 and encodes 597 amino acids. NCBI's taxonomy places the organism in Eukaryota, Fungi, Ascomycota, Eurotiomycetes, Eurotiales, Aspergillaceae. Gene Ontology annotation, molecular function: zinc ion binding; DNA-binding transcription factor activity, RNA polymerase II-specific. The transcript has 5 exons. Gene Ontology annotation, biological process: regulation of DNA-templated transcription.